UACGACAGAGAGCACACGAGCUACGGGUAUCUCCAAAGUAAGAAUACCCGAGUCUGCGAUCUCCGACAGCUCCCAUACCGGUCGACAAAAUUUAAAAUCACCAAAGACCUUGAAAAGAUGAGCUGCCGUCAAAACACUGAUAUGGAUCUGUUCUUCUCCUCUAUCGACGAGGCGACGAAGACGUGGCUCGAUUCCCUGCAUCGAAUGUGGGCACUAUGGAAAAAAUGCGACGGUGUCAGCAAAACGUUGACCGAUUACUUUGAGACGGCUCCAAAUCCGUAUCUCAGUGCACUGAGAAUUCUUGUCAACGUCUCCGAUUUUGAUCACAUGACAAACAGCAAAUCACUUGCAUUUACAGUGACAGAAGAGUUUGCCAGUUGGAUAGAAGAGAGGAAAGAGGCGUACGCGGAAUUCCUUGUUCCCGACUUGAAACUGGCGGUAUUUAAUUUAGUGAGGCAGAAACAUAUGAAACAGAUGCUGCUGAUAAAGAAAAUAUCUGCUAUAUAUGAGUUUGUGGAGCACAAAGACAUAUUCCUGCAAACGAUAAAAGACAUGAUACGGGACAAAGAGUAUAAAGAAGCUGCACAGUACGCGGCCAUGUUACAAUUGCAAAGUCAUUUUAUAGAUCCAACAAUAUUGUUACUACCUCUCAUACUGCAGAAUAAGUUGCAAAUAGUUGACGAAUUUUUGAUGGGGUGUCCCGAAGUUCAAGAGGCGUUGACAACUUAUUUGGACAACCUAAUAGCACCAGGGAAAAAUGUGCAGAUUGUUUUGGAACAAUUUAUUUAUACGAAUGAUAUACCAGACGUUAAGAUAUCAUUGACGCAAGUUCGUCCGAUAACCAAGCUUAUUGCGCGUCUAAUAAAGCAAUAUAACUUAUCGCCCGACGUAUGUCCCCACUUAAAUACGAAACGAAACGAAGGAGCGCUGCAAUUCCUUAUACAUAAGCGUUAUGUGGACGGUAGCUUAAAUAACGCCAGUUGGCGAGAAAUGGUAAAAGAGGCAGUAGGAGACGACGCAAAGUUACAAACGGAGCUGCUCACCAUGUUGGUCAAUGCUAAUGAUGCUGAAGAAGGUUUAUACUGGGCGAGAGAAUACGAAAUACCUAAAGAUGAAUGGCCGUGGGCUGUCGUGCAUCGAGAAGAACAAAAUGCACAAAUGGUAAACGAAGGCGCUUCCACGAGUAGGGGAAAAGCCUGGGCACCAAAUGAAGAAAAUAUUAAUUAUCAUGUUUUAAAAUUGCCAAGGGAGGGCAUAAAAUUAGUAGACGACGGACGGUUAUUUGAAGAGUUUCUUGAUAACGGAUUAAGAGAUGUCAAUAUGGUUGGACUUGACUUGGAGUGGAAACCUAGCUUUGGAACUAAACAACCUGAAUUAGCACUCAUGCAAGUAGCUACUGAGAAUAAUGUCUACAUUCUGGAUGUGACUACUAUUGGCAAUAAAUUACCUGAACUCUGGAGUGAGCUUGGCCUCAUAUUAUUUGGAAAUAAAGACAUUGUUAAGAUUGGAUUUGGAGUAGCACAAGACAUGACUGUAAUACGCAAUAGUUUACCAGCUUUGUCAUCCAUUAAAACCCAUGGCCAAGGAUACCUAGACUUGAUGCUUUUAUGGAGAAAAUUAACAGAAGAGUACAACUUUAUUUUCCCGUACAAAGGUGAUCCAAAUUUUACGAACAAAAGCCUGAGUAAACUUGUGGAAUUGUGUUUUGGACAGAGACUCGAUAAGUCUGAUCAAUUUUCGAAUUGGGAGCUGAGACCUUUGCGGGAAAGCCAAUUAAUAUAUGCUGCUCUGGAUGCACAUUGUUUGCUGGAGAUAUACAAUGUACUAGCAGAUUAUUCAGCAGAUAUGGACAUACCAUUUGAGGAUAUCUGUGCUGAAGUACAGCAUAUUCCGCACGUACAUACAAAGACGAAUGUGAAUAAGUCUGUAAAUAAGAAAUAUGUGUAUCCAACGAUGCCUAAUAAAGAUAAUGAGAAUUAUCGUACGAAUGCAGGAGCUUCACCGAAGUAUGGGACAGCACACAAACCCAUGCCUAAACAUGGAUAUCAAACUAAACAGAAUAAUCAGGGUAGAUUUGCACCUCGUGAACCAGCUAACGAUAGUCGACAUAACAAUCAGAAAAGAUAUGAUAAUCAUGAUAGAAGUUUUGCGAAUAUUGGAGUAAUCCGAGUAGUUAAUGAUGAGAGACACGAUGGCCAAAGAAGAUACGACGAGAAUUACGAUAAUCAUAAUCGUGCAGAUAGAACAGCGAAUAUUGGAGUAAUUCGAGUAGUUGGCGAUGGAAGACACAAUGACCAGAGAAGACACGAUAAUCAUAAUCAGAAUAGAUACGCAAAUGCUAGAAUGAAUCAAACGCCAAAUGAUGGCAGAUACGACCAGAGGAGAUACGAUAAUUCCGAGAAUUAUAAUAGGCAUGAUGCCCAGAGUAGACGUGGCAAUCAAGCUAGACGCGACAAUUACAAUUGGUAUGAUAAACAGAGUAAAUGGGAGGAUGUUCCGAGUAGACGAGGUACCCAAAGUUGGCAGAAUAACGCGAGUAAACCCGAACCUGUACAACGAUGCAAUUUGGAUCCAACUCCUGCGCAUGCAUGGCGCGUUGUGUGCGACUCAAUGUUGGGUGGUUUAAGUAGCAAGUUGCGCAUGUGUGGCAUAGAUUGCAUACACGUGUUAUUUGAUCAAGGAGGAGACGAUUCUGCCAGACUAGCGAUGCGCGAGAACAGAAUUCUGCUAACGCGUAAUAAAAGUUACGAAAGAUUCAAGCAGUAUCUACCGUUGGAGAAUUGCUAUAGGAUAAUUGCCGACACGCCCGAUAACCAAUUGCGUGAGGUUUUACAUCACUUUGGUGUUGUGGUAACGCAGAACGAUAUUUUCAGCCGAUGCCAAAUAUGUAACUGCGAUGAAUUCGUGAAAGUUCCGAAGAAACUGAUGGAUGAUCUUGUGCAAAGCUUUGUAAAAAUUAUAAGGAAAAAUAAUUACCGAGUACUGCCUAAUCGAGCCGACAACACGGUGGAGGUCAAUGCUGAUGACUCCGAUUCAAACGAUGAUUUCGAAGUUGUUCGGAACCCGAAUAAUUAUUAUACAAACAGUGAACGUCGUACAUGGCGGUUGUCCAUGGAUACUCUUGACGUUGACUCAUGUACAACCAAAUAUCAUAUGCGGAUACAAAUUGAUAAAGUCCCACUGAACGUAUUGAAGAAUGUACAGGUCUUUUAUAUCUGCGAGCAUUGCGGGAAGAUUUAUUGGGACGGUUCACACUUGGAGCGAGCUCUUAAUGGCGUUAUCAAAGAUUUAAUUGUUAAACAAUAAGUAUUAAAUGUGAUAAAAGACGCGUGCUCUUGAAAGGUUUGCAAAGCACAAAAAAAAAUCAAAAUGUCCUUAGUUUGGAAAUGUCGAGUGCAUGCUAAUUGUUCCUACAAUUUAUGAUGCCAAUUACAAAUAUGCAAUAUUAUCGCGCUUAUUUAAGACAUCUGGCCAUAAUACUUGUGGUAUAGACGUAGGUCGUGUCGUUACCGUUCUUCCUUACAUUUUUUAAGUAUAGCAUUAAUAUGUUCUGUUUUGUUUAUCUUAGCUGCGUAUGCUACAUAGUAAUAUUAUACAUUAAUAUAAUCUGAAUUUCAUUCUGAAAAAAGUGGUCACAUCGAUUACAUUGUUGUAUUAUAAUUACGAUGCCAUAGGUCUUUUUUUGAAUGAUGACUAUUGCUAAUAGUCAUUAUUUUAAUAUGAACUGUUAAAUGACCUAAAUAGUUUUUCAGAUUAAAUAGCCUUUUAAUCAUCCUUUGUAAUCUUUAAAUGAUAAAAUAAUUUUCGUUUAUUGUUUUUCAAAAUCAAACAGAUUGAUUAAUAAGAACCAUGUACAAACAUCCUGAGGUACAGCUUCUGUUACACGAUUACAUGCUUGACAUAUAUGUAUUUCUUAUAUAAGAGCGAGAGAGUGCAAGCACUUAAAAAAGUAUGUACUUUGUGCUGCACAUUUAUAUUGCAAUUAUCUCUCUUGAAUCCAUAAAAAAAGCCCAUUAGAGUACAAGAUGUUUGAUUUUCCAUAAAAUAUAUCUUAGUUAUUCAUAUAAAAUAUAUACAUAUAUUUAAAGAGAAAAAUACACGCAUCUAUUUUUUAUUGGAAAAAAAAAUAAUGGGGGGGAAUGCUGAUAAGACAUCUUAGAUUUAACAGUUUUUUAAAUCUGUUAAAAUUUCUAUAUUUUCCACCAUCUAUGUUGUGUAGUAAUACUUUGUUUCUACCUAUAUCGAAAUAAAAAAUAUAACUCUUCA
This is a messenger RNA of Vollenhovia emeryi, 4266 nucleotides long. It is a transcript of the gene Nbr, whose product is annotated as exonuclease mut-7 homolog. The coding region runs from base 118 to 3306 and encodes 1062 amino acids. Gene Ontology annotation, molecular function: nucleic acid binding; 3'-5' exonuclease activity. The transcript is spliced from 14 exons. NCBI's taxonomy places the organism in Eukaryota, Metazoa, Arthropoda, Insecta, Hymenoptera, Formicidae. Gene Ontology annotation, biological process: nucleobase-containing compound metabolic process. The record is from RefSeq and is a predicted model, not a curated record.